Molecule: messenger RNA, 681 nt
Organism: Colletotrichum spaethianum
Lineage: Eukaryota; Fungi; Ascomycota; Sordariomycetes; Glomerellales; Glomerellaceae
Product: chaperone protein DnaK
Exons: 3
Coding region: 1-681 (226 amino acids)
Source: RefSeq, a predicted model, not a curated record
AUGUACAAAUUUCACAUUGUCAUCACCCUGGCUGCCAUCUGGCCUGAUUAUGCUAAAGCUCGAAUGCGUCGUGCUGCCGAGAAUGCUGGUCUUCUUGAGGAGCGCCCUGCUGGGAAGACAGCUCUGGCAUUUGUUUCAGAGCCCGAAGCUGCAGCUCUGGCUACGAUGAGAGACCUUGCAGGACGACCCAAUAUUAAGAUUGGAGACCACUUCGUCGUUUGUGAUGCUGGGGGUGGCACCGUCGACCUCAUCAGCUAUGAAGUCCUGAGCCUGAAACCUAUGGUCGUUCGCGAGGCUGUCAAGGGAGAUGGCGACUUGUGCGGCGGCGUCUUCCUCGACAAGGCAUUUGUCGAUCUGAUCAAGGAAAAGGUCACCUCGAAAGCCUGGGAGAAAGUUCCCAAGGACGAGGCCGCGAAUUUUCUCAAUAUAGAUUGGGAACACGGGGUCAAGCAGCAGUUUGACGGCCAGGUUCAAGACUGGCAAAUCAAGCUACCUCCUGAGUGUGUGACAAAUAGAAGGUCACAACGAGGCAUCAAGCGAAAGCAGACCCUGAUGCUCAACCAUCAAGACCUGCUCCUUGUGUUUGAGCCUAUUGCCAAAGGGAUUAGUUCGCUGGUCCAGAAGCAGAUUGAUGGCGUUCAAGCCAAGUCGGGCAAGCUUCCAAAGAUCUUUAUCAAUUAG